AUGGUUAACUACACUGUCGGGCAACUAGCCUACCUCAAAAUUUUCUUCCAUGCUGCCAAACACCCUCAUUUGCAAGUAAACGGCGUACUCCUAGGGAAGAAAGUUUCUGGGACAGUGGAAAUUGUCGACGCUGUGCCGCUAUUACACCACUGGACAAGUCUUAGUCCGAUGAUGGAAAUUGGCUUGGAUCUUGCAGGGAAACACGCUGAAAGCCUGGAAUUGCAACUCGUGGGAUAUUAUCAAGCAUCUGAGAGGCUGGACGAUACUGCGCUGGCUCCGGUCGGAGAGAAGGUUGCAAGUAAAGUAAAGGAGGGCUUCGCGGAUGCUGUCGCUUUCGUGAUCGACGGCGAGAAAAUAGGCUCAGACGAUGCUGCGCUAAUUCCUUUUAUCGCUCAAUUGCCCUCAUCAUCAUGGCGGCCUUACGCAGAACCAGGAUCUGCAGCGCCUUUCACUUCAGGUUCUUUGUUUUCGUUAUCAUCGCCCGACAUUCCCGCUCGCGCUGUCGCCUUGGUUCGAGAUCAACAACUGCAACGCAAGUUCGGUGAUUUCGACGACCAUCUUGAGAAUGUAACGAUCGAUUGGUUACGCAACAGAGCAGCCAUGCCGUCUGAUAUUCAGCAAUGA
Lentinula edodes (shiitake mushroom) is the source of this 624-nucleotide messenger RNA. RefSeq lists its product as uncharacterized. Lineage: Eukaryota; Fungi; Basidiomycota; Agaricomycetes; Agaricales; Omphalotaceae. Gene Ontology annotation, cellular component: EMC complex. Bases 1 to 624 code for a protein of 207 amino acids. The transcript is spliced from 5 exons. The record is from RefSeq and is a predicted model, not a curated record.